Molecule: messenger RNA, 948 nt
Organism: Diaporthe citri
Lineage: Eukaryota; Fungi; Ascomycota; Sordariomycetes; Diaporthales; Diaporthaceae
Exons: 3
Coding region: 1-948 (315 amino acids)
Biological process (GO): rRNA processing; ribosomal large subunit assembly
Cellular component (GO): nucleolus
Molecular function (GO): rRNA binding
Source: RefSeq, a predicted model, not a curated record
AUGGCGACAGUAUACAAGUCCCUCUCCAAAUCCAACGGCUCCAAGGAUGACGAGUCCUCGAGCCAUGGCCCAAGGAAGAACAAGCAGAGAGUCCUGGCUCUCUCGUCGAGAGGCGUCACGUACAGACAUCGACACCUGCUCAAUGACCUCGCAGCAAUGAUGCCCCACGCGCGGAAAGACGCCAAGUUCGACUCGAAAUCCAAGCUUUACCAACUCAACGAGCUGGCGGAGCUGUACAACUGCAAUAAUGUCCUCUUUUUCGAGGCGCGGAAGGGCCAGGACUUGUACCUGUGGGCGAGCAAGGUGCCUAACGGUCCGACCGUCAAGAUGCACGUUCAGAACAUGCACACCAUGGAGGAGCUACACUUCACAGGAAACUGCCUGAAGGGCUCACGGCCGGUGUUGUCGUUCGACGCCGCAUUCGAGAAGGACCCCCACCUUUUGGUUAUCAAGGAGCUUUUCACUCACAUAUUCGGCGUACCCCAAGGCGCAAGGAAAUCCAAGCCCUUCAUCGACCACGUCAUGGGAUUCACGGUGGCGGAUGGCAAGAUCUGGGUGCGCAACUACCAGAUCAACGAGGUGGAAAAGACCGGUGCCACAGCUGACGGCGAAGACGUUGAGGAAGCGGAGAAGGCGUCAAAGAAGAAGGCGUUCGGCGGGCGGAGUAAAGACGCCGACAUCAAGCUGGUGGAAAUCGGCCCUCGUUUCGUCUGCACACCGAUCAUCAUACAGGAGGGCUCGUUCGGAGGUCCCAUUAUCUACGAGAACAAGCAGUUCGUGUCGCCUAACCAGGUGCGCUCGGAGCUGAGGAGGAAGAAGGCCGGGCGGCGGAACAUCAGGGCGGAGCAGGCCACGGAGAGCAUGGGCAGGAAGGGCCAGCUUGGCCUGAGGACGGAUGGGGGAAACAAAAAGACAGACGCUUUGUCGACCAAAUCCGUCUUUUCUUAG